CUGAGUAGUGGUAUAGAGAUGGUCCUGGUGACCCCUCUGCCACCACUGUGUGUGUGUAAUGUGGCACUAUGGUCUUUGUUUGUUUGACAUCGCUGCCCUUUGUUCCUCCCUGAUCAUGGCAAAGACAAUGGAUAUUGUAUCUGCAGCCACAAAGAGAAGCUCUUUCUUCAGGCCCCUGAAGCCAGGGUUUCACCACUCUCUCCACCAUCUCUCGCUCGCCUGGUGACGCCUGUGACCGCUGGAGAAAGAGGGCAGGACCAGAGUUAGUAGGGGCUGAGCUGGGAGGUGUUGGUACCAGCAAAGAAACUGCCACAUACAGAUGAAGUCAGCGCUGGGACUUAUUUUACCGUGGCAAUAGCUUGUAGGCAGCACUGUAUACAUCACUGGUUGGCAUUGGGAUCUCUCUUGUUGUGGAGUACAGGAUCAGAAGCAGCAAAUGUUUCCGGUCAGGCAGCCUUGGCUUUGCAAAGCCUUAGGUUGCUAUGAUUGCUGUAUCCGGUGCAUUGGGGCAGUGCCCUACCCAUCCCUGGUGGCCACCCUGCUGUUCUAUGCUGGCGUGGCAUUAUUUUGUGGCUGUGGACAUGAAGCGUUGUCCCAGACCGAAGUCCUCGUCGAGACUUACUUCGCCCGCAAUGCUCAAGACUUUGUUGUCAUGGCCUCCUUUAUCAAAUACUUCCAGUACGUGAUCUAUGGCCUGGCAUCAUUUUUCUUCCUCUAUGGUAUCUUGCUGCUGGCUGAGGGUUUCUACACCACAAGUGCUGUAAAGCAGACCUUUGGUGAAUUCAGGAGCACCCAAUGUGGCCGCUGCCUCAGUCUGACGUUUAUCAUAGUGACGUACAUCUUGGCUUUCAUCUGGCUGGCAGUGUUUGCCUUCACUGCUAUCCCAGUCUUCUUCUUGUUCAACAUGGAGCAGACCUGCCACAACAUCAACAUCCUGGCUGAAACAACCCCCAGCAUUAAUCAGCACGGCUGGAUUUGCAUGGACGCCAGACAGUAUGGUCUGCUUCCUUGGAAUGCAAUGCCAGGCAAGGCUUGUGGAUUGACCUUGGCAUCUAUUUGCAAAACCAGCGAAUUCUACGUCACCUAUGACUUGUACAUAGCUGCAUUUGCUGGUGCCGUCGUCACUCUCUUAGCACUGUUUUUGUAUCUGGCAGCCACCACCUACAACUACGCAGUCUUGCGGUUCCUGGGCAGGAAAGGGGUCCGCUAAGUUCACCCAGUCAACCCCCAUCCUCUGGCUAUGAGAUGGACAGUCAACACUAGACUUCCAUUCAUCCUCUGGGAAACAGCAAACCUGGAUCACCUGCUAUAUUAUUUCUUUAGACCUAGAUUCACACUCAGCAGCAAGCUCCGGCCUCCUCAACAAAGCCUCCUCUCAGAGGAUUCUCUUAGCUGUGUUGUUCAUUUUCCUCUAGCAGGUUGCAUCUCUCAUGUUUUUCUUUUUGUGAAGCUUCAUUGGUGCUGAUGCUGUUGUCAGAUUGUGAUGCAUGACAUUUCAUGAAUAAUUAAGAGCAAUGACAGCUCGCCUCGCAAAUCAUAACUGCCUGCACUCCAUUCAGUGUUUACUGAUGCAUAUUUUGGUUCUGAAUAUGAUUUUGCUGCUGCCUCAUUAUCACCAUCUUGUGUAGCAACAUUGUGUGAACUAAAGCAAGGGAGGCUGAAUGUACCAAAGUUCUCUGCAUGGGUUGGGUGUAUCCUCCCAUCUCCCUUCGUGCUUUCACUUACAAUACAUGUACUUUGCAUUCAUUCAUAAUGUAUUUUGUUUAAAUGCCAAUGUGUAGGAGGGAAACAAAGACAUGUAUUCAUUUUUCUGGAUGUUAGGGGUUUACUGCUUAAAAUGAGCUGAUUUAUGUUACUGAGGUGUUAAUGCGUCUAUAACAUGCAGCCAGGUGACUCAUGUUUGAUGUGUAGCCCUGCUACUUACUGAGCUGGGUUGUGUUGUGUGUGCUCAUUGUUAAUUAAGGCUGAUUAAACCAAUUAAA
Molecule: messenger RNA, 1982 nt
Organism: Perca flavescens (yellow perch)
Lineage: Eukaryota; Metazoa; Chordata; Actinopteri; Perciformes; Percidae
Gene: plp1b
Product: proteolipid protein 1b
Exons: 7
Coding region: 437-1210 (257 amino acids)
Biological process (GO): axon development; central nervous system myelination
Cellular component (GO): myelin sheath; plasma membrane
Molecular function (GO): structural constituent of myelin sheath
Source: RefSeq, a predicted model, not a curated record